ACAAAUCAUCAUUGAGAGAAAAACCAAAGAAAGCCAGAUUCAGAGACAGAGACAGAGAGAUGGAGGAAACUAAAUCCAAGUUUAAGAGGAUAUGUGUGUUUUGUGGGAGCAGUUCAGGCAAGAAAGCUAGCUACCAGGAAGCUGCUGUCGAGGUGGCCAAGGAACUGGUUGAGAGAAGAAUUGAUUUGGUCUAUGGAGGCGGGAGCGUGGGGUUAAUGGGCCUUGUUUCUCAGGCGGUUCAUGAUGGUGGGCGCCAUGUUCUAGGAGUAAUCCCAAGGUCUCUAAUGCCCAGAGAGGUAACAGGCGAGCCUGUCGGGGAAGUUAGAGCUGUGUCUGAUAUGCAUCAAAGGAAGCAUAAAGUGGCCCGCAAAGCCGAUGCCUUCAUUGCCCUUCCUGGGGGCUAUGGGACACUAGAAGAAUUGCUUGAAGUAAUUACAUGGGCUCAACUAAAUAUCCAUCACAAACCUGUGGGCCUCUUGAAUGUAGAUGGGUUCUAUAAUUCAUUGUUGUCUUUCAUUGACAAGGCCGUAGAUGAAGGCUUCAUAUCACCUGCUGCACGUCGCAUUAUCGUGUCUGCUCCGACAGCCAAACAAUUGGUCAGACAACUAGAGGAUUAUGUGCCGGAAUACGACGAAAUAACAGCCAAGUUGGUGUGGGAUCGAGGAGGUUGAUAGAUUGACUGCCUGAAUCAGCGGUCGCUUAGUAAUCUUUUUGCUUAGGUAUAUACAGAAUGGUCUUCUUCAGGUUUUUCCUGCCUAGUGUAUACAAGCUUUGAGAAGAGGAGCUUUUUGGGUGUCCUUUUGGCGUUGUGUCAGCUCUGAUGUCUCAAAGUCUCCCUUUUGUGUGAACUUGGAAGGAAGGAAUGGAAUCAGUUCAGAAUUAUUUAUAUUUAUAUAUCCAGGAAGGAUAAUACUAUAUAUUUUAUGUAGUCAGAAUUGACCGCAUCCAGUAAUAAAAAAAAAUCAAAAGGGUGAAUUUAUCC
Molecule: messenger RNA, 982 nt
Organism: Populus euphratica (Euphrates poplar)
Lineage: Eukaryota; Viridiplantae; Streptophyta; Magnoliopsida; Malpighiales; Salicaceae
Product: cytokinin riboside 5'-monophosphate phosphoribohydrolase LOG7
Exons: 7
Coding region: 60-671 (203 amino acids)
Biological process (GO): cytokinin biosynthetic process
Cellular component (GO): cytosol; nucleus
Molecular function (GO): hydrolase activity, hydrolyzing N-glycosyl compounds
Source: RefSeq, a predicted model, not a curated record